Striga asiatica is the source of this 711-nucleotide messenger RNA. Lineage: Eukaryota; Viridiplantae; Streptophyta; Magnoliopsida; Lamiales; Orobanchaceae. The record is from the annotation of a GenBank genome assembly.
AUGAAGCAAAAAAAGAUGCCACUACAUCAAUCUGUUCACCAAGAUGGUGAACCCAAGCCCACGUCAGCAGCACCUCACGAUUCCCCUUCGGACGAGCCCCUAUUCGUGGACCCCACCCCCCGAACCCCCUCCAUCAUCCCAACCACCUCCGACAUCGUCGGCCGCUGGCCCGCCGCCCUUACCACGCACCCCAACGCAAUCCGCAAAACUUCCACCAAUUCCUCCUCUAUAUUGUCCGCACACCUCAGGAACUCCACAUCAAAGACCUCGGCCGUCCACUCCUCCCGCACCACCGAAUGGACCCACCGCACCAGGUGGACCAUCUCGUCACCGUUGACCGUGUGGACCGCGGUCUUCCCAGUCAGCAGCUCCAGCAGGACAACUCCAAAUCCGUACACGUCAGAUGCCUGCUGGGACUUGCGCGUGUCCGUAACCUCCGGGGCCCGAUACCCUGCAGCUCGGGCCACCGGAGGGGAUAACGGGCUCAUCACUGUCGAGAGGCCCAAAUCAGACACGCAGCCAGAUUUACGGGAAUUUAGGAAAACGUUGGAUGAUUUAAUGUUGCCGUGGACUAGCUUCCCGCCAUUUUCCAUGUGGACACGAGCUAUGCCCCGUGCAGCGCCUUUCGCUAUGUUUAGUCGGGUCUCCCAGUCGAGUGGGGCCCGAUUGACUCCUCUUUUGCCUGAAAAAGAUGGAAUUUAUUUUUGUUAA